Contarinia nasturtii (swede midge) is the source of this 1199-nucleotide messenger RNA. RefSeq names its product histone H1-like. Gene Ontology annotation, biological process: chromosome condensation; nucleosome assembly; negative regulation of DNA recombination. NCBI's taxonomy places the organism in Eukaryota, Metazoa, Arthropoda, Insecta, Diptera, Cecidomyiidae. The coding region runs from base 103 to 729 and encodes 208 amino acids. Gene Ontology annotation, cellular component: nucleosome; nucleus. The transcript has 2 exons. Gene Ontology annotation, molecular function: nucleosomal DNA binding; structural constituent of chromatin; double-stranded DNA binding. The record is from RefSeq and is a predicted model, not a curated record.
UAAUUUUUCUGUUCUCGUGUUAUUUUGCAAGUGCAUUUCAGUGGAUUGUUUGGAUUGUCUGUCAGUGCAAUAAAAUUGAAGAAGAAAAAAAAACUCUUUGAAAUGGCCGAUAUAGCCGAAUCAUCGUCACAGUCGCCAAUUCCGAUUGAAGAAGAUGCAAUACCAUCGACACCAGCAAAAAAAGUGAAACUAAGCGGUGCAAAGAAACCAACAUCCGAACUCGUUCUAAAUGCAAUUAAAACACUCGAAGAUUGUAAUGGUUCAUCAUUGCAGGCAAUUAAAAAAUUUAUUGCAACAAAUUAUAAAUUGGAUACGGAUAAAAUGGCACCAUUCAUAAAAAAGUACAUUAAAAAUGCAGUUGGUGCGGGUAAAUUGAUACAAACAAAAGGAAAAGGGGCAUCGGGUUCAUUUAAACUACCAAUAAAUGUGGCAGCCAAAUCAAGCAACAAUGAGAAAAAGAAAAAAAUUAUCAAAAUAAAGAAAAAUAAGAAGGAAAAAUUGUUAACAGCAAUACAAACGGUGGCCGAAAAUAAAAAGCAUUCGUCGAUGAAAAAAGGCACAAAAAAGUCAAAGGCAUCAAAAAAAUCGAUGACACCAAAACAAAAGUCGACAAAGCAAUCAGCGAAAGUGGUGUCAAAAAAAGUGAAAGCACCGAAAACAAAGAAGGCUCCAUCUGUAAAGAUGACCAAUGCAGAAAAAAAAGCAUCCAAAACCGCAAAAUCAAAUUAACCGAACAACGUUUUCAAUCGGCAAAGCCUUAAAUUUCACAUAUCACACCAAAUGUAUUCAAAAUAAUAAUGAGACAUGGAUAAAAUGAUAUGGAUAAAUUAUGAAUUCACAUUCAACCGGCGCCAUCUUGGUUUAAAUAUUAUUUUAUUAAUUUACAUGUUUUGAAAAUUACAAUGCAACAUAAUCACUAUUUCAUUAUACCUAUUUAUGACAUAAGAAGAAACAAAUGUAACGAAAUAUUCACCAAUCACAAUUGAAAUAAAUAAAUUCUGAUUUAAAAUUAGAAUUCCCCACCCAUAAAAAUACGAUUGCUAUGUUAGACCAGAUAUAGUUUAAUUUUAAAAUAAAAUAAAUAUACAAUUGCGUUAUAAAUCAGAGCAGUCUGAUUAAUCACAAGUGAAGUCAAUGAGCGAAAGUUGAUUUUCAAACGAAGAGCUGAGAAAAAUAAAAUCAAAAUUUACUGCCAAAAU